AGAGUCGUCCGUCACCUUUGGGUAGGCGGUGCCGGAGGAAGGCGAGCUGUGGGAGCAGCCACUGGGCAUUGAUUGUUUUUUGCUGCUGAGCUGUCAGUUGAGUUGCCGUCCUUCCUGCGCCCGCCCUGACUGUGUUUUUUUUUAUCCGAUAUAUUCUUAUUUUUUUUAUGAAUAUUGGGGCUCUUCCUGGAUGAACAUUAUUACCCAGAAUGCACAGGACUGUGGGCAUGUAGCUGCCAGCUAGUGUUGUCAACCCCUCCCCCCCUCUCUCUCCAAGAUGGCGGUCCAGGAAUCAGCUGCUCAGCUCUCAAUGGCUCUGAAGGUUCAGGAGUACCCAACUUUAAAGGUACCAUAUGAGACGCUGAACAAGCGCUUCCGAGCGGCACAGAAGAACAUUGACCGAGAGACAAGCCACGUCACCAUGGUUGUGGCGGAACUGGAGAAGACUUUGAGCAGCUGCCCUGCUGUAGACUCUGUGGUUAGCCUGCUGGACGGGGUGGUGGAAAAACUGAGUGUCCUUAAAAGAAAGGCAGUGGAGUCGAUCCAGGCAGAGGAUGAGAGUGCCAAGUUGUGUAAGAGGCGGAUUGAACACCUGAAGGAACACAGCAGUGACCAAGCGGCUGCUGUCAACAUGUGGAAGAAGAAACGUAUGGACCGCAUGAUGGUGGAACAUCUACUGCGCUGUGGCUACUAUAACACAGCUGUCAAGCUGGCAAGGCAAAGUGGUAUCGAGAGCUGCCUGGAAUUCAGCCUUAGGAUCCAGGAGUUCAUAGAGCUGAUCAGACAGAACAAAAGGCUGGACGCUGUCAGACAUGCAAGAAAACACUUUAGUCAAGCGGAAGGAAGCCAGUUGGAUGAAGUUCGACAAGUGAUGGGGAUGUUGGCCUUCCCUUCAGACACCCACAUUUCACCUUAUAAGGACCUUUUGGACCCAGCUCGAUGGCGCAUGCUCAUCCAACAGUUUCGAUAUGACAACUAUAGACUACAUCAGCUGGGAAAUAAUUCUGUGUUUACUAUAACUCUUCAGGCAGGCCUUUCUGCUAUUAAAACACCUCAGUGCUACAAAGAAGAUGGGACUUCUAAGAACGCAGAUUGUCCAGUGUGCAGCAAAUCCCUGAACAAGCUUGCCCAGCCUCUUCCAAUGGCACAUUGUGCCAACUCCAGACUGGUGUGCAAGAUUUCAGGAGAUGUCAUGAAUGAAAACAACCCUCCCAUGAUGCUACCUAAUGGAUAUGUGUAUGGAUACAAUUCUCUUCUUUCUAUUCGCCAAGAUGACAAAGUGAUUUGUCCAAGAACCAAAGAGGUCUUCAACUUCUCGCAAGCAGAGAAGGUCUACAUCAUGUAGAGCUGUCCCCUUGUGCCUCCAGAGCCUGCUGAAGACGAGACGGCAGCACCACACGCACAACUUGCAUUCGCUGGUUGCAUUUGUUGUCUUUUGCAGCCAAAGAUUCUAAACAAGUUACAAUCAAUACUUCAAGACAAAGUUACAUCUUAAACAACAGAAGUGCAAAAACAUAAGGAGAAAAAAAAAUUGUACUUUAGGAAUAUAAAACCUUUUUUUGAUUCUGAGCAUUUUUUUUGUAACGUACAGUCAAGACGGAUGCUUCGGAAGAGUUCAUUUGUUUGAGUUAGUUACUUUUCCGGCCCUUCAUGGAGAUGCAGCGUUUGGCUGCUCCAUCAAGUAGUAAAGCCUUGCAUUAUUUCUUUGUGCAAGUCUCGGGAUCUUAUCAUCCCUAUUGCUGCCUUACUCCUAGCUUUCAGAAUGUACACCCCAUGGACACGCAUACCACGGACUGUUCUGUGUUGGUUUUCUACAGUUACCAGGAAAAAUCCGAAAGGGGUUUUCCACUUUAUUCUAAAAAGUAGACUUCUGCUUUAAAAGGGAAAUCUGUUUUAAGCCGUAGCUUUUAACCUGUUACCAAUACUUCUUAUAUUAACAGAGAGUAGACUCCUCCUUAGCUUCUUGAUCUUACUAGGACCAACCCUUUCACCCACGUAAUCUAAACUUGCAUUGCAGCCUUGCAAAUACCGGUACUUCAGUCCACCAAGGGCCAUCUAUGGGCUCUGCAGUCUGAGGACCCGCCAUGUUAGUAUAUGUAAGAUUUAAAAACAGCUAAGAGGUUUUGGUAA
Molecule: messenger RNA, 2130 nt
Organism: Nanorana parkeri
Lineage: Eukaryota; Metazoa; Chordata; Amphibia; Anura; Dicroglossidae
Gene: MAEA
Product: macrophage erythroblast attacher
Exons: 8
Coding region: 278-1345 (355 amino acids)
Biological process (GO): proteasome-mediated ubiquitin-dependent protein catabolic process
Cellular component (GO): nucleus; cytoplasm; GID complex
Molecular function (GO): protein binding; ubiquitin protein ligase activity
Source: RefSeq, a predicted model, not a curated record